This is a messenger RNA of Oncorhynchus mykiss (rainbow trout), 6468 nucleotides long. NCBI's taxonomy places the organism in Eukaryota, Metazoa, Chordata, Actinopteri, Salmoniformes, Salmonidae. The record is from RefSeq and is a predicted model, not a curated record.
GAGAGCCCGUCACCCUGUUGGAGGUGUGUGAUGCUCUCUAGUGGAUGAGAGCCCGUCGCCCUGUUGGAGGUGUGUGAUGCUCUCUAGUGGAUGAGAGCCCGUCGCCCUGCUAUCCGUUGGAGGAUGUCUGCGUCUGACUCUGAUUACUCAAUAGACUACCUGGCCAGUGACAGUGAGGAUAAUGACAACGACAGCGGCGUGGGACUGAGCCCCGACGGACACACAGUCAGGACGGCACCUUCAUCCUCCGUACCUCCACCCUCAUCAUCAUCAUUAAGGGACUCUCCCAGUAACACUGACUGUGGUUCUUCUAAGGACGGGAUCUCGAGGCUAAACAGGAAUUCCAACCACGAGGAACCCCAUAGGCUGAGCAGUGACACAGGAGAUUUUGGGGACUCUGGCCUCAGUAGGGACGGGGACAGUGAUAAUUCCAACGAUGCUGACCCUCGACUGAGCAGGGACAGAGAUUGUAGUUGUGGCGGCACCCCUCCUCCAGCCACCUACGAGGGGGGCCGCUGCCCCAGUGAGACCCAGGGAUGUAGUCCUACUGUGUACGGUCAGCAGCAGCAGAGACUGUCAUGGAGCCCGACGGCCUCCUCUCAAGCCUGGGAUAGAAACAGUAGACAGAGUGGUACUGGGAAGCCUGGGCAGGGCAGGAAGAGGGCACACAGCCAUGGACGGCAUCCCGGAGACCAAGGCUGUAGGAACAGAGACCCAACGGAACCUGGGGAGCCUGAGAAGGAUCAGCUGUUUGCCCAGAAGUGUAUGGAGCUCCAGCGUUACCUCCAUCCCCUGUCUUCCAUCCUGAGAGGCCUGCGCUCUGGGAGGUACUCAGAACGUCUUAGCCGUUUCCAGGAGAGCGUUGCUAUGGACCGGAUCCAGAGAAUAAUGGGAGUCCUCCAGAACCCAAACAUGAGUGAGCGCUACGUCAGUGUGAUCCUGAAGAUGGAAGCGAUGCUCCAUAGCUGGUUUCCUCAAGUCAGAGCCCGCCCAGACCCAGACCCAGACCCAGACCCAGGCCCAGACCCAGACCCAGACCCAGACCAGCACAAUGACAGCCAGGAAGAGCACCACACUCCAGCUAAGAGACACAAGCAGUACCAGGCCCCAGCCCAGCCACCACCUCCAGCCUAUCCUCCCGUUGUCUCCCCCCCAGAGGGUGACCACCACCCAUCCCUGCGAGCCUCCGACGGACUCCUGCCCGGCUCCUUCCCCUACUCCUCUGCCACUCAUCUCAAACGUCUCCACACCGCCCCCAUCUGCUCCUCCAACACAGAGACAGAGACAGCCCAGCAAGAGCCACCGGGCCUGGUCAGACCCUCCAUCGCCUGCUCCCUGGGAUCCAACCGUCCAGCCGACGACCAGGAACAGACCCAAGACGACGCGGUCUCCUCCAGCACUGACCCCCAGGGGAGCACUGUGGACCCCCACGUCCAGACCCACCCUUACAGAGUCAGACCCCGAGCCCACCGACGAGGGCCUCCGUCGGGUAAGAUCAGCUCGCCCUGCCUGGAGAGGCUGCUCCAGUCCAAGGAGAGCAUCAUCUCACCCAGAAACAUGGGAGGUCAGAGUCCGGGAGGUGGUGGGGAGAGCAGCCGUUCGUAACAGCUAGACUCAGACAUGGUCCAUGGAGGAGAUAAGGACUGAUCUGGGCACAGAGUUGACCCGGGAGAGACUGAGCUGUAUCUUUCCACAACAGGCUCUCCAAUACAGCAGGGGGCAAAGGUCGGUGUCUGAGCGGGACGCUGUCUCUUUAAGAGCUGUGUGUCAUGUGAUCCAUCAUGUGAUCCAACUACGGUUGGUUUAUCUGCAGUAAGACACUGAGACAUGGAGGAGAGGAGAUAUAUUAUAGACCUGCAGUAAGACACAGAGACAUGGAGGAGACAUAUUAUAGACCUGCAGUAAGACACAGAGACAUGGAGGAGACAUAUUAUAGACCUGCAGUAAGACACAGAGACAUGGAGGAGAGGAGACAUAAACAAAACUAACCUUGGUUUUGUUUGUUAUCUUGAGGACAGACAGAGAGAGAGAGGUGUAAAACAGAAAGGGUCUUGGGUAAAGGAGAGAAACACGUCUCCAUCAGUCUCCUACAUGCAGUGGCCUUGCUCAUCACUUUCAUUUGGUGCAGUUGAGUUGGACUUAUCUGGACUGAGGAAGUUGAGUUGGACUUAUCUGGCCUGAGGGAGUUGAGUUGGACUUAUCUGGCCUGAGGGAGUUGAGUUGGACUUAUCUGGCCUGAGGAAGUUGAGUUGGACUUAUCUGGACUGAGGUAGUUGAGUUGAACUUAUCUGGCCUGAGGGAGUUGAGUUGGAUUUAUCUGGCCUGAGGAAGUUGGACUUAUCUGGCCUGAGGAAGUUGAGUUUGACUUAUCUGGCCUGAGGGAGUUGAGUUGGACUUAUCUGGACUGAGGUAGUUGAGUUGGACUUAUCUGGCCUGAGGAAGUUGAGUUGGACUUAUCUGGCCUGAGGGAGUUGAGUUGGACUUAUCUGGACUGAGGUAGUUGAGUUGGACUUAUCUGGCCUGAGGAAGUUGAGUUGGACUUAUCUGGACUGAGGAAGUUGAGUUGGACUUAUCUGGCCUGAGGAAGUUCAGUUGGACUUAUCUGGCCUGAGGAAGUUGAGUUGGACUUAUCUGGACUGAGGAAGUUGAGUUGUACUUAUCUGGCCUGAGGAAGUUGGACUUAUCUGGACUGAGGUAGUUGAGUUGGACUUAUCUGGCCUGAGGAAGUUGGACUUAUCUGGACUGAGGUAGUUGAGUUGUACUUAUCUGGCCUGAGGAAGUUGGACUUAUCUGGCCUGAGGUAGUUGAGUUGGACUUAUCUGGACUGAGGUAGUUGAGUUGGACUUAUCUGGCCUGAGGAAGUUGAGUUGGACUUAUCUGGACUGAGGAAGUUGAGUUGGACUUAUCUGGACUGAGGUAGUUGAGUUGUACUUAUCUGGCCUGAGAAAGUUGGACUUAUCUGGCCUGAGGUAGUUGAGUUGGACUUAUCUGGACUGAGGAAGUUGAGUUGGACUUAUCUGGACUGAGGAAGUUGAGUUGUACUUAUCUGGCCUGAGGAAGUUGGACUUAUCUGGACUGAGGUAGUUGAGUUGGACUUAUCUGGCCUGAGGAAGUUGGACUUAUCUGGACUGAGGUAGUUGAGUUGUACUUAUCUGGCCUGAGGAAGUUGGACUUAUCUGGCCUGAGGUAGUUGAGUUGGACUUAUCUGGACUGAGGUAGUUGAGUUGGACUUAUCUGGCCUGAGGAAGUUGAGUUGGACUUAUCUGGACUGAGGAAGUUGAGUUGGACUUAUCUGGACUGAGGUAGUUGAGUUGUACUUAUCUGGCCUGAGAAAGUUGGACUUAUCUGGCCUGAGGUAGUUGAGUUGGACUUAUCUGGACUGAGGAAGUUGAGUUGUACUUAUCUGGCCUGAGGAAGUUGGACUUAUCUGGACUGAGGUAGUUCAGUUGUAUUUAUCUGGCCUGAGGAAGUUGGACUUAUCUGGACUGAGGUAGUUGAGUUGUACUUAUCUGGCCUGAGGAAGUUGAGUUGGACUUAUCUGGACUGAGGAAGUUGAGUUGGACUUAUCUGGACUGAGGUAGUUGAGUUGGACUUAUCUGGCCUGAGGAAGUUGAGUUGGACUUAUCUGGACUGAGGAAGUUGAGUUGGACUUAUCUGGCCUGAGGAAGUUGAGUUGGACUUAUCUGGACUGAGGUAGUUGAGUUGGACUUAUCUGGCCUGAGGAAGUUGGACUUAUCUGGCCUGAAGAAGUUGAGUUGGACUUAUCUGGACUGAGGAAGUUGAGUUGGACUUAUCUGGACUGAGGAAGUUGAGUUGGACUUUUCUGGCCUGAGGAAGUUGAGUUGGACUUAUCUGGACUGAGGAAGUUGGACUUAUCUGGCCUGAGGAAGUUGGACUUAUCUGGCCUGAGGAAGUUGGACUUAUCUGGCCUGAGGAAGUUGGACUUAUCUGGCCUGAGGAAGUUGGACUUAUCUGGCCUGAGGAAGUUGAACUUAUCUGGCCUGAGGAAGUUGAGGGUGAUCAGAUGGAUAAAUGGCUGGACUGGAUAGCCUGGUUUCCCAUCUGGGAACAAGAAGGGUCUUAAAAGCAGGAAUAAUAACAGGAACAAUAACAGGAAUACUGGGAUAUGGGCUCUCGUUAUUCCGACAGCUGACAGAAUGUGAUUAGAUCCCAAAUGGCCCCCUGAUAUCCAUCCUGGUAGAGGAGUAUCCCAUGUGAAAGGUAACUAACCACUCACUCAGCUCUGACAGUUGGACUCUUCCUUCAUUCAGUCCACUUGUUUUUGUUAGUUGACACAAUAGCGCGACCUCAUGUUGACACCAUGUCCACGUUGGACCAUAGAUAGGAUCAACAACAACAACGAGACAACCUGACGUCAGCCAUUCCACCUAUCAGCUUGGCCCUGACACGACUCCCUGCUCCUCCUGUGUGACAUGCCAAGGGUCACUGUGGAGACCUUGAACUACACCAAGAGAAGAUUUAUCUGGUCACCGGCAGACAGACAGACAGUGCCUGUCAAGCAUUUCACUUGGGCUGUAAUGUGGUGAACUGAGAGAGAUGGAGAGAGAGACAGAGAGACUAUGAAGACAGAGAGAGAGACAGACUAUGAAGACAGAGAGAGACAGACUAUGAAGACAGAGAGAGAGUGACAGACUAUGAAGACAGAGAGAGACAGAGAGACUAUGAAGACAGAGAGAGAGUGACAGACUAUGAAGACAGAGACAGACAGAGAGAGAGAGACAGUCUUCCAUAGAGAGCCUUAGCUACAGAGUCAGGGACAAUAUAACAGUCCCAGUCCCUCCUACCAGCCAUUUCCUGUUCUAUCCAGUUAACCAUUAUCUCUGACAAUCCUUCUACACACCAGAUAAUGGCUGGGUCCCCAAUGGUGCCAUUUGGGAUGCAAUCAAUGUGGGAAUCAUAUCUGACACCAGAUACCAUGUGAUGUAAACAAUAUCUGACACCAGAUACCAUGUGAUGUAAACAACAAUAUCUGACACCAGAUACUAAAUACCAUGUGAUGUAAACAACAAUAUCUGACACCAGAUACUAGAUACCAUGUGAUGUAAACAACAAUAUCUGACACCAGAUACUAGAUACCAUGUGAUGUAAACAACAAUAUCUGACACCAUGUGAUGUAAACAACAAUAUCUGACACCAGAUACCAUGUGAUGUAAACAACAAUAUCUGACACCAGAUACUAGAUAACAUGUGAUGUAAACAACAAUAUCUGACACCAGAUACUAGAUACCAUGUGAUGCAAACAACAAUAUCUGACACCAGAUACUAGAUAACAUGUGAUGUAAACAACAAUAUCUGACACCAGAUACCAUGUGAUGUAAACAACAAUAUCUGACACCAGAUACUAGAUACUAUGUGAUGUAAACAACAAUAUCUGACACCAGAUACCAUGUGAUGUAAACAACACUAUCUGACACCAGAUACUAGAUACCAUGUGAUGUAAACAACAAUAUCUGACACCAGAUACUAGAUAACAUGUGAUGUAAACAACAAUAUCUGACACCAGAUACUAGAUACCAUGUGAUGUAAACAACAAUAUCUGACACCAGAUACUAGAUACUAUGUGAUGUAAACAACAAUAUCUGACACCAGAUACCAUGUGAUGUAAACAACAAUAUCUGACACCAGAUACUAGAUACUAUGUGAUGUAAACAACAAUAUCUGACACCAGAUACCAUGUGAUGUAAACAACAAUAUCUGACACCAGAUACCAUGUGAUGUAAACAACAAUAUCUGACACUAGAUACUAUGUGACGUAAACAACAAUAUCUGACACCAGAUACCAUGUGACGUAAACAACAACAUCUGAUUCUAAACUGGCUGAUGUGUGAACGACAUACACAUUGUUGAACAAUGUCUUCUGACUCAAACGAUGGGAAGGAGUGUUUUGUUUGUUUGUUUGUUUGUUGUGUAAAUAUAUUUUUUGGGGGGACAACGUUCCAAGGUUGAUUUACUUUAACCUCCCUAAAAGGUGGCCUUUUGUGACGUUUUUUUUAAUACUAUAAUAAAAAAAUAAAUGUGAUGAUAUUUGUUUUCUGCGAAACAAAGUGUUUCUCCAUUAACGUUUUGUAUUAUAAUGAUAUAAUAUUCUGAUUUCACGUCGGUUUAACUUCUAAACCGACCACUUCCAAGACCCCGCUAUUGAUCACAGAAUAAACUCAAGUCUGUUCUGAAGCCUUUUAUUCCGUUUGUUUUUGUUUGUUCCGGCUUUAGGAAACCCAGCAUUGGCAAUUUAAAAAAAAUGAAAACAAAAAUAAAUAUGGAUAUUUAAUGUAAAACAUUUUUCCUAAUGAAACAUUAUACACAAUUGUACAACAUCAUUUUUUAAAAAUGUUCUUCUUCACUUGGGGUGAAUGAACACUCUUAUACACAUUUUCCCAACGGCUGAAUAAACAUACCUCCAUGCUAAAAAGAAAACCCUGAAAGAAAUGAAGCGAUUAAAAAAAAAAA